UGUCGCCAUGUCCCCACUGUGCCCGCUGCUGCUGGCCCUGGCGGCCGUCCCCUGUGCCCUGGGCGCCUGCCCGGUGCCCAGCGACCUCAAGAGAGAGGACGGGACGCGCACGUGCGCCAAGCUCUAUGACAAGAGCGACCCCUACUACGAAAACUGUUGCUCGGGCGCCGAGCUGUCGCUGGAGCCGGGCGCCGACCUGCCCUACCUGCCCUCGAACUGGGCGAACACCGCCUCCUCGCUGGUGGUGGCCCCGCGCUGCGAGCUCACCGUGUGGUCCCUCUCCGGCAAGCGCGGCAAGACGCGCAAGUUCUCCUCCGGCGCCUACCCGCGCUUGGAGGAGUACCGCAAGGGCAUCUUCGGAGACUGGGCCAACUCCAUCUCGGCGCUCUACUGCAGGUGCCCGCCUGUCCCCAGACCCAGAUCUCUGGAGGCCUCAGAGUCCAUACCCAAACCAGGACCCUCUUCUCUGCACCCCCACAAGGUCCCAGUCCCAACCCACCUGCAGCCCCUGCCCCACCUAUUCCCAGGCUCAGAAGGUGGACCCAAUUCCCAGCCUCCAUUCUGGGAGCACCCGUACCCACCUUACCCAAUCCUCCUCCAGGCUGCACCCACAGCUGCACCCCCAGGCGGGGCUGGCUAA
Messenger RNA from Nycticebus coucang (slow loris), 640 nucleotides. It is a transcript of the gene SYCN, whose product is annotated as syncollin. Gene Ontology annotation, cellular component: secretory granule membrane. NCBI's taxonomy places the organism in Eukaryota, Metazoa, Chordata, Mammalia, Primates, Lorisidae. The record is from RefSeq and is a predicted model, not a curated record. The transcript has 2 exons. The coding region runs from base 8 to 640 and encodes 210 amino acids. Gene Ontology annotation, biological process: exocytosis.